UUGGCUAUGCAAUUAAAUAUUUAAACUGAUCUUGGACCCGUUUAAUAAAAAAUGUACUUUUAGUUCAAAUAACAUGCACUGUUACUAGUUAUUAACCAAUAAAAAAAUCUUCAGUAUGACUUUUAAAUAAUUAUUAUAAAAGUCAACAAACUUAAUUGCUAUACAUAACAAUGGUCAGUGAUUUGAUGGCAAUAUAAAAAUCUCCGCACUGUCAAUACUGUGUUGAUAUUGAUUCUCAGUCAUGUAUAGCUUGCUUGAUAUGUCAAGUGUUGAUUAUGAAAUUAAAAUAUUUAAACUGAUCUUCGGCAUACUUUGUGAAAAAUGUACUUCUGAUUUUGAUUUUACUGGCUAUUCUUCUAGUUAAGCUUUCAGCUUUGAUGACUUUUGUUAGGCUUGAUGAGUUCAUUGGUAAUAUUAUUAUGGUAUUGCUGUUGACCACAAUAUACAUAGAACUCAUCUUUUCAUUCACACACUCUAAUCAGCAUCCUCGAAGAGAGGACCUGCGCCGUAUACAGUUUAUCAGUAAACAUUGUCACACAUUGUGCUUCAUCUGUUAACGGUGACACAUAUAUCAGGUUGCAUUUCAAUUUUGGCACAUAUAAGACAUUUUGAGGUUCAAAUCCUUCAUCAAGUUGUAUUAUACAUUCUUUAUUUGCCAACACUAUUUUUCCAUCGGGGCAAUACCACUGGACAAUCUUGUAUAACUUUUGAGACAAGUUAUCCAAUCUCCUGUUGUACAAUUAGAUGUACCACUAUCUACCUUCCAUCAACCACAAGCUUUUGUACCAGUCAUUUUCUUAGUCUUGCUUGUAUCAUGUGAUUUUACCAUGGUCAUCAAACGUUUGCCAUUGCUCCAUGCUCUAUCCGGGUGUCUCAUGUGUCCCUUCUUUCAUGCGGGGGUAUUGCAGCUUCCUCCAAAAACUUGAGUCAAAUUAAGGUGUGCUACACUUUAUUUACCUUUUGUCCAGUUGUUCUUGUCUUGGUACAUUGCUUCCUGCUAUAGUUCAUGGGCAAUCACCCCACCAAUCUGGAUAUCCAAUAAUUUUAGAACACCCAUUUGCAUCAUGUCUUGUUUUCCACAGUGAGAACACACCAGUGUAUUAUCUUUUUCCUCUCUUCGGCCCUUGCUUUUAGAUCCGCUUGCACUGCAAGACCCACGAUCCAUUCCCUUUUUCUCCUUGAAUCUUGUUAUGGUUUUCGUUCUCUCCUCUGAACAAUAAUUACAUGGUUCAAUUCAAGAAGGCAAGGGAUCUGUUGGCAACACACUUGACCACACUGAUCCAUAGCUGGCAUCAUCAAGCCCCAUCAUCAGGAACUGAUGGACCUUCUCCUACUCUCUUUUUCGAGUUUGGACACCACACCACAUUUGCAUCCACUACACGUGCACUGCAGGAUUUUCUCAUAAUUGACCAAUUAUCCCACAAUGUUUCCAGUUCGCCACAGUGGGCUACCAUGCUCGAUCCCCAUUGUUUGCAAUCUGCCAAUUCCGCCUUAAAGGACAUGAUCAUGGAUUGGACUGGCCACAAUCUUCAUUCUCAGGUGCAUCCUUUUCAGUUCUUUGUAGGUUCCAUCUAUGAAACCCCACUUCGUUCAAGCACGUAAAGAUAUAUUACCAAAUAUUUCCCAUCCAUUUUGUUAAUCAUUGUCGUGAUAACAAAUAAAUGAUUGAUUGAAAGUUUGAAGCUUAUCGCUUCUUUUUAACUUUAAAUUUGAAUAUCUUUCUUGAAAUGUCAAGACCUCUUGCAUGUGCAGCAUGAAGGCAACAUUCUGAUAAUCUAACAUAUC
Messenger RNA from Vigna angularis (adzuki bean), 1785 nucleotides. RefSeq lists its product as uncharacterized. The coding region runs from base 1225 to 1602 and encodes 125 amino acids. The transcript is spliced from 2 exons. NCBI's taxonomy places the organism in Eukaryota, Viridiplantae, Streptophyta, Magnoliopsida, Fabales, Fabaceae. The record is from RefSeq and is a predicted model, not a curated record.